Molecule: messenger RNA, 863 nt
Organism: Dermacentor albipictus
Lineage: Eukaryota; Metazoa; Arthropoda; Arachnida; Ixodida; Ixodidae
Source: RefSeq, a predicted model, not a curated record
UAUUUUCCUCAAGUACGUGAGUUAGCACAUAAUCAACUCGAGAGUAUACGCCUCGCUUAAACAUACGAAAAAGAGAGAUGUUGCUCAUAGUUGCCUUUUUUGCUAUCGUGGUCUCCUGUGCCGCAGAAAAUGCUCGCCGACAUGGAGAGCCCUGCCCCCCCGCUUCCUCCAAUAUCGACGCGUUGACGCUGUUCCGUCAAAAGACCAGGUUUGACCUGUUGCGAAUAAACUAUAAUAUGUCGCACGAUGGCAGCAACGCCAUGUGUGUGAAGAUUAGGCGUGACACCGCCACUGUGGAGGGCCAUACAAUGAUGAGAAAUUUUACUUACAGAAACAUGAGUUCUACACGUCGACAAAUGGCCAGAGCACUAAUUAAUAUGACAUUUUAUAAAGGAAACGGAGAGUUCGACGACUACAGCGAUGAAGACACAUCAAUGACGUCAGCUCGUAGUGAGCAGCAGAAAUACACCCGCAUGAGUUCGACCAUAAACAAGGCUACCCCUGGCUUUUCUCUGCCAGCACCAAAGUGGACCUUCUUGUACUCAACUAAAAAGUGUUUCGUUGUAAAAGUACCAGGCACCUUUAUAAAUGACUGCAAUGGUUCCCAGAACGCACCCUCUGACAGCAACAGCCUUCGUAGAAGCGACCUUUCCUCCCACACGUGGGACUGCGCAAAGCCUCGUUGUGAACUUUGGGCGCGCCCGGACCAUAGACAAGGGGAGCUGAGAAAUUCUUACUGCUGUGAACAAUUCUUCAACAGUGCUUGUUCCACUUCGACUAUAGUGCGAGUAUACGACGAUAAGUGCCACCACUAAAAAGAGGUGCCACAUUGUUAAUAAAUAAAGUUUAUAAUGAAUCUCCUG